Hemiscyllium ocellatum (epaulette shark) is the source of this 1258-nucleotide messenger RNA. RefSeq names its product small integral membrane protein 15 (gene smim15). Lineage: Eukaryota; Metazoa; Chordata; Chondrichthyes; Orectolobiformes; Hemiscylliidae. Bases 162 to 386 code for a protein of 74 amino acids. The transcript has 2 exons. The record is from RefSeq and is a predicted model, not a curated record.
UCUCCAAUUUAAAAAAAGACUGGGAGCUGGAUUGAAGUUUCGAGUGGGAAGACCUCUCAAAGUUCAGAUGUCUGCUCACUGGCCUGGACGAUGCUGGGUAACCUGUGAUCUUGGCCACAGCAUAACUAGGAGUGGGGGCACAGGUUGUUGUGUAAACAAGAAUGUUGGACAUCAGAAGCUGGGCAGAGUACAUUGUCGAAUGGGCUGCAAAAGACCCAUAUGGAUUCCUUUCAACUGUUAUAUUGGCACUAACCCCACUGUUCUUAGCAAGUGCAGUGCUUUCAUGGAAACUGGCAAAAAUGAUUGAGGCCAGAGAUCGAGAACAGAAGAAGAAACAAAAGCGUCAAGAAAAUAUUAAUAAAGCAAAAAGACCAAAAAAGGAUUGAACAUACAACCAGGAAACAUUCCUCAUCAUGAACAAAAAUGCAGCUUGUUUUUCAUCUUUAACAAUUGCAGUUAUAUUGUACAAUAACUUCCCAAGGAUGGCAAAAUAAUUCAGUAACUGUUUCAUUGGAAAUGUGCUUCUAAUAUUUCAAGUUUUGGGUUUUUAUGAUAUUCUUCAAUAUUGGGAUAAAAACUUCCAUUAAUGCUUUACAUUUUCUACUUCUUCGUAUUCAAAAUGUACAUUCUCAUUCCUGUUUCAUAAAACCUGUAAUCUUGUGAUUAUGAAAGUGUAUUGAAUCACUGCACUGAAAUCAAUAUAUUGAUAUAUUGAUAAAAAUAAUGUUUGUGAGUCAAUAUAAGUUUACUGUUUCUGAAUUGAAAAAUAACCUCUAAUUUAUAUUGAAUUCUAUUUUGCUAAGAACCUGAACAGUUAUUGAUUGGAUUUAAUUCACAGUUCCAAAAUAAUAUCGAGGAAGGAAAAACCUGCAACCCUUUUAUUUGAUAAUUAUUUUGCAUAGCAAAACCAUUUUCAGAUGAAAGUCUUUAUGGUAUUUUUAUUAGCUAAUAGCCAAUUUGAAGUAAAUUGUUUUACACGUCAGCAUUACACCACUUGCAUGUAAUGUUAUAAAAAUGUUGCAAGAUGCUCUGUCUCAAAACAGAAUUUUUGCCAAAUAAUCUUAUAAGCAGGUGGUGCUGUUUAGUUUCUCCAUGCUCCGAAUUAAAUAGUACCUUAUAUACUGUAAAAAUUGUUAUACGGUCUGUUAAAUGGCAUGAGUUGAAUGUUGCUUUGUUGAUUGUUAAUGGCAUCACCCAUUACUAUGCUUUGUGGAGGCAUUGUACAUUGCAAAAGGGAAUAUCUACAUAACAAUCUAAA